Molecule: messenger RNA, 3173 nt
Organism: Oreochromis niloticus (Nile tilapia)
Lineage: Eukaryota; Metazoa; Chordata; Actinopteri; Cichliformes; Cichlidae
Gene: ttll10
Product: tubulin tyrosine ligase-like family, member 10
Exons: 9
Coding region: 1512-2834 (440 amino acids)
Biological process (GO): protein polyglycylation
Molecular function (GO): protein-glycine ligase activity, elongating
Source: RefSeq, a predicted model, not a curated record
GUUUUCAAGCGCACACCUUUAAUGUCAUGAGUUACAGCUGGUAUUUUCACAGUAUUCCCAUUCAUUUAGCAUGCGAGUUCAAGCAAGACUGGAUUGAGACAUUAUGAAAGAUAUGACACCCAAAUAUUCUAUGGGAGAAAUCAGUAACAGCAAAGAUGGUGGUACAAGUAUGAUUCUCAGGAGAACCUGGCUUUUUAAAAUCUUUUUAAGCAGCGUUUAUCAGAUUUGACUGGUGAGUAGUAGUUUUAAUGUCCUGGUGACCAAUGAGAUUAAAGUUUAUUUAAGAUAAUGGUUUUAAAUACCUGCCUGAAGGUGUGUUUAAGAUGGCUGCUUGUUCUAGAGCAGGGGUGUAAAUUUUGGACUUUAAACUGUAUUUUCAUACAUUUUAAAGCUUGUUCUACCGAUAAAGGCCAUGGGGGAGCCGUGGCCAUUCAUACCUCACCAAAGUAAUUAAGUAACACAUAAGCAAUAAAACGAGAGAAAAGUUCUUGUCUUUUCUUCUUCUUUACUAGAGCAGACUUUCUUUGACAUGUGUACACUCAAUUUCACUUCUUUGUCUUACAUUAUGAUAUCUCAGGAUCAAAUGUGUGUAGUUAAACUUCUUUACAUGGAGAGAAAGCGAGGUAUCACUGGUCUGGCCCACUACAGGUCAAAGUGGACUGACUGUACAUGGCCUGUGAUCUAAACAGAGAGUGACAUCGCCACUCUAGAGGAACUUUAAAUUGGAUUAGCAGCUUGAUAAAGCAGCCAGUUUCUGUAGUACCUGAACUCUGUGUGUGAAUGAGUUUUGGGGAAAAAUAGCAAAGUGCAAAUCAGGAUCUUUUUCUGCACUGAAAUAUGUUGACAGAUAAAUCAACGUAUAUUCUAUUCUUCUGCCUCUGAUUAACAAACAGGCUGUAAGUUGAAAGGCAGCCUUAAACAAGAAUAUUUUAAACUUUGCAUUGAAAAUGUUGUGUAACGAGUUCCCUCUGUGAGGGAACUGAAAGCACAUUUAAAUAAAAGUUUUCAUUAUAGCUUGGCCUACAGCAUUGCCCAGAGCAAGUCUUCUCCCCAGGAUACCGCCCAUAUACUUCAUGGCUUCUUAAGGGAAAAAAAGCCAUAGAUGAAAGCUAAAAAUACUACUGUAUAUUUGGAAGAAAAAAGGGGAGUCUUGGGUGAGUGUGUGUGAUAACCCAGGCGGUUGGCCCUCUGCGUGUCCGACUGCCUCCCAUUCACUGAGGGUAAUUAGAAAAUCCUCAGGGCAGGAACUGCUCGGCUGUGUGUGUAUGUGCCAGAGCGCCACUGAGUGUGUUUAGCUUGUGCACAAGCAGGCUGAGGCCCAAUACUGUACCAGGCAAAGGUUUCCACCGGAUCACUCUUGCAUAACUCAGUGAGUGAUAACACCGGUGCAUUCCUCUCAACACACAUCACCAGCUGCCAGCAUCUUUUCCUCAGUUUUUCCCAGUUCACGUUUUAAAUGCAAUCGGUCUCAGAGCACCGGGUGAACGGGAGAGUGCGAGGUUCAAGAGGAGAUGGGAGUUACAGGGACACAUUUGCAGAUUCACCUCUCGGCCUGCUUUGAAGGAAGGGAGAGACUGGGUGGUCAUCCAGGCCAGAGGUUAUGCUCAUCAACAGGCAAGCAGUUGAUGUACCAGAUUCCCAAUAACAAGGUGCUCACCACGAAGAUCGGUCUCCUCAGCAGUCUUCAACAGUACGAGCGAGUGAGCAGCAGAGUCAGCCAUGGUCAAGCACUUAGGAGGCUGAAAAUGGAAGAGUUCAUACCCACUACUUUGCGCAUGGAUGUGAGGGAAGAAAGGGAGGCUUUCUUUGCCCGACAGGAGGGUGUGAGCACCAAUGAGAGCCGCAUGUGGAUCUGUAAGCCUACGGGUUUGAACCAGGGAAGAGGGAUCUUCCUUUUGAAGAGCAAGGAGGACAUAGCUGCCUUCAGACUGAAGCUGAAGCACAUGGAGGACCGCCAGUUCAACAGGAAAAUGCGUUACCGCCAGCCUCAGGCUUACAUUGUUCAACAUUACAUCAAGAACCCGCUGCUGCUGAAAGGGAAAAAGUUUGACGUGCGCUCCUACCUUCUCAUCGCAUGCACUGCACCUUACGUGGUCUUUUUCCGUCAUGGUUACGUGCGACUGACUUGUGACCUCUAUGACCCCACCUCCAAGAACCUUUCUGCCCACCUGACCAACCAGUACAUGCAGAAGAAGAACCCUCUUUACAGCCAACUGAAGGAAGACACUGUGUGGUCCAUGGAGAGCUUCAACGCCUACGUCAACGACAGGUUUCAGGUUGCAAAGGAUCUGCCCAGGGACUGGGUGCUGGGCGCCUUUGCAAAGCGCAUGCAGCAGAUCAUGAGCCAGUGCUUCUUAGCAGUAAAGUCCAAGUUAGACUGCCGCCUGGGGUUCUUUGACUUGAUCGGCUGUGACUUCUUGGUAGAUGAAGACUUCAAAGUGUGGCUGCUGGAGAUGAACUGCAAUCCAGCUCUCCAUACGAACUGUGAGGUGCUAAAGGAGGUGAUACCCAGCGUGGUUGUGGAGACACUAGAUUUGACUCUGGAGAUCUUCAAGAAGAUUCGUGGCAGGCAGAAAAUCUUUCCUUUGGUCAGUCAGAGGGAGUUUGUGCUUCUCUAUAGUGGUUUUUCCACUACAGAGAAGUCUAGCAUUGAAUUCCAGAAAAACACCAAAGAUGUACAGAAAACUGAACCCAGAAGGUUUAUGUGUGGAACAGAGGGCAAAAGUGUUCCCUCGGCAUCCCCUGAUAAUUCUGCAAAUGAUUCAGCACUUCCAAAACGAAGGAGUAGGUCAGAGUGGCCACCGUCCCACCAGCACUUCACAAAAUCAUCAUGAGUCAGGGGCAUUCACAUUAUACAGCUAAACUCAAGCUAACCAAAAGUACUUUGAAUCAUCAUUUAAAGGCUGGAAAUGACCAUCACAUCCCCUUCAUCACUAGCUCUGAGUGAGUGAAGCUCUACCUGUCUAUGGGUCUCCUGGGACACCGUACCUUACAUGUAGUAUUGAACAUGUGGAACAAUUUAGGAUGCGAAGAAUUUAGUGUAGAAAAGAAAAGAGGAACUGUGACAGUAUGCAGACAGCUGCGGUAAAAAAAGCCUUUGGUGCUUUUUAAAGAUUUUAAGAGAAAUACUCUGGAAAAUGCGUCAAUAAAGAAUGUAUUCAUCAUCAACAAUA